This is a messenger RNA of Larimichthys crocea (large yellow croaker), 3790 nucleotides long. RefSeq names its product excision repair cross-complementation group 5 (gene ercc5). Gene Ontology annotation, cellular component: nucleus. Lineage: Eukaryota; Metazoa; Chordata; Actinopteri; Sciaenidae. The coding region runs from base 232 to 3576 and encodes 1114 amino acids. The transcript has 15 exons. The record is from RefSeq and is a predicted model, not a curated record. Gene Ontology annotation, molecular function: DNA endonuclease activity; single-stranded DNA binding. Gene Ontology annotation, biological process: nucleotide-excision repair.
UACCAGCAUUCUUAUGACAGCAGCUAAACUCGAAACUGAGCAGAGAUCAGAAAAUGGAUGCUGCUUACAGCCGGAUGUGUAACAACUAAAUAUGACCCGACGCGGAACAUUCAUGCGCAUGUGCUCUACGGAGGAAAAAUAUUGUAACUACAAACAUAGUGUCUGCUGAGGUUUGACUUGUUGGCGGUCAGGUGAGUUUUUGAUCGUCAGGUGAGUUUUUAAAACUGCGUCAUGGGAGUGCACGGACUGUGGAGGCUGCUGGAGAGCACGGGGAAACCCAUCAACCCCGAGACUCUGGAGGGAAAGAUCCUUGCAGUUGACAUCAGUAUAUGGCUGAACCAGGCAGUGAAGGGGGUCAGGGACCGUGAAGGCAACAGUGUCCAGAACGCCCACCUGCUCACUCUCUUCCACCGCAUCUGUAAGCUGCUCUUCUUCCGCAUCAGGCCGGUCUUUGUGUUCGAUGGAGACGCCCCACUGCUGAAGAAGCAGACUCUGGCUCUGAGGAGGCAGAGGAAAGAGGAGUUGAGCAGAGAGUCUAAACAGACCAACGAGAAACUCCUCAAGACCUUCCUGAAGAGACAAGCUAUCAAAGCUGCACUCGGAGACCGCAGUAAGGAUCCUCUACCCAGCCUGUCCAGCGUGAGGAGAGAUGAGGUGGACGACAUGUAUGUUCUACCAGCCCUGCCAGCUGCAGAGGAGAAGGACAAAAGCAGUUCGGAAGAGGAGGAGGAGGAGAAAGAGCGGGAGGAGAUGGAUGACAGUUAUCACAUGUAUCAGGGAGAACUGUACGACGACCCGAACUCAGUGGACAUCAACUCAGAGGAGUUCGCCUGCCUGCCUCCUGAAAUGAAACACGAGAUCCUCAAAGACAUGAAAGAGUUUUCCAAAAGACGCCGGACCAUGUACCACAAACCUCCAGAGCAAUCCGGAGAUUUUUCCCAGUACCAGUUGGCCGGCCUUCUGCAGAGGAACAAGCUGAACCAACGUCUGGUGGGUCUGGAGAAAGAGAUGAGCCAGCAGAGCGCCGGCAGCGCUCCACAGCUCUACGAACAGGAUGGGGAGCAGCAGAGUCACAGCGUGGAGUCACAGCGACUGGUUUCAGAAGAUUAUUCCCACUAUAUUCUCAUCAAAGGCUCUAAAAAGAAGAACGAGACUGCUCCCGAGAGUCAACUGGCAGCCGCUCCGUGGUCUGGUGGCUUCCUUUCGGGCAGCAAAAGACGACCGGCAGGCAGACCCGAGCCCCUGUGGCGCCCUGUUUGUGAGGAAGAGGAGAAAGCGCAUGCUUCGUCCUCUGAAGACUCCAAACCCUCUGUCUUAAAACCGUCUCAGGGAGACAAGUCACUACCAUCACCUCGUACUCUCCAGGCAAUCCAGGCUGCAAUGAACAACAGCUCGGACGAGGAGAAGGCGGACUGGGAUAAGAGGGGGGGUAGUUUGUCCCCACGUACUCAGCUGGCGAUCCAAAAGGCUCUUGCAGAGGACGACACGGCUGAACACGGGACUCUAAUCGACAGCUCAUCCACCAAAGCGCAGGCGAAUAUUGAUCGUCCUGUGCCACAAGUGGUCAUCAGCAGCUCAGAGGAAGAGCCAGAACCUCAGGAUGUGAACUCGUUACUGAGUGAAAAAAAUGAUUUUAAGGUGAACCUAACAGGACAAAGAUUAGACGUGAAAGACAGUGUGUUAAAUAGUAGUUCUGAGGAUGAGAUAGAGGAAUUGAUUGGACGGAGAAAUAAAGCGCUUCACUUUGCGGCGCUGCAAAAUCCUCCGAAGAGAGAGACGAGGUUAGAAGAGGAGACAGAGAAAGGACAAGUGUCAGACGCCGAGCAGCGACUGAUCACAAAGAAUGGGGUUCAACCACAGGGUGCUGCUGCUUCUAAUCAAAACUCAAUAUCCAUCAAUAACUCCAAUCAGAUACUCGGGAAUCUUCUCAGUGUAGAGACUGAAUUGCGUCCUGUGCUGUCCGAGCAGAGGAGUGACAAGACUCCUGAAGGAGAUCGCAGUGAGGAGAGCGAGUCAGAAGAGAGCUUCAUCGAGGUGUCAGAGGAAGAAUUUAAAGAGGAUGAUGAAGAUGAUUCACUCGUAAUGAUCAGAGAUGAAGGAUCUCCAGAUAAGCUCCAUAAAGAAGAAGAAGAAAGUUCAUCAGAGGGUCCCAGCAGUCCAGAUGCUGCUUCCACAUUAGAGGAAGACAAGGACAAGGGGAGACAGACCGAAGAGAAAGAGCUGAAGGAAGGAGCGCAGACAGAAUCCAGCUCCACUCCAGCGACUAAUGAAUGGGAACACUUUGACGCAGAUGAGCUGGAGGCUCUGGAGAGCUCUCUGCAGGUGGAGCAGAGCAGCCUGAGGGAGCUGAAACAGCAGCAGGAGAGGAUGGCCAACACGGUCACUGGACAGAUGUACCUGGAGAGUCAGGAGCUGCUGCGGCUGUUCGGCGUGCCGUUCCUGGUGGCGCCGAUGGAGGCCGAGGCUCAGUGCGCCGCCCUCGACCGCGCCGACCACACGCACGGCACCAUCACGGACGACUCGGACGUGUGGCUGUUUGGAGGGAGACACGUCUACAGGAACUUCUUCAGCCAGAACAAAUAUGUCGAACACUACCAGUACGCCGACAUGCAGAACCAGCUGGGUCUGGACAGGGCUAAAAUGAUAAACCUGGCUUACCUGCUGGGAAGUGACUACACAGAGGGCGUGCCCGGGGUCGGAUAUGUGACUGGCAUGGAGAUACUGAAUGAGUUCCCAGGGCCAGGCUUAGAGCCACUCAUACAGUUAAGUAAAUGGUGGUCAGAGGCUCAGGAGAAGAAGCGCCUGGUGGCUGAUCCUCGGGACACAAAGGUUAAGAAGAAACUGAGGAGUCUGAAGCUGCAUCCUGGCUUCCCCAGUCCUGCUGUGGCUCAGGCUUACCUGGAACCUGCUGUGGACCAGUCGGACAGCUCCUUCAGCUGGGGACGUCCACAGCUCGACAUGAUCAAAGAAUUCUGCCUGAGUCGUUUUGGUUGGAACAGUCGGAAGACAGAAGAGACUCUUCAGCCUGUGAUUAAACAGCUCAACACUCAGCAGACUCAGCUGCGGAUCGACUCAUUCUUCCGCAUGGAGCAACAGGAAAAGCAGGCGAUCCGCAGCCAGAGACUUCGCCGAGCAGUCACCUGCAUGAAGAGAAAGGAGAGAGAAGGAGGAGAGGAGGAAGAGGAGGACAGUGAGGAGGAAAUGCCAUUCCCAUCCAAGAGAGGGAAGGCGACAAGCAAGAGUCCUAAGAAAGGAGGAGAUGGAGUUAGAGAAGAGGCGAGGUCUGCAGCAGGAGGAGGGUUUCUGGGGUCACAGGUGAUCGUCGAACCUCCUCUAACACCUUCGAAGCAUGUGGGCACCAGCCAGGAGUCCCCAUCAGUGAAGAACGUCCCCCAGCCUACGAAGACCCUUCCUCAGAGAAUCAGCAGCAGCAGCUCUGGUGAGGACAGCGACGGUAGCGGUGAAGUCGCUAUGGUUACAGCUCGAUCUGUGUUCGAGGGUGGCCGACGAGGCCGCGGAGCAAAAAGCACAAGAGGGAGAGGAAGCACGAGAGGGAAGGGAAGAGGGAAGAAGUGAACUUCAAACACAACAUUAACAUAAAUUGCUGUUAAACAACAUGAAGAACGAAACAUUUCCAAAUAAUGUCUGAUAAAAUAUUUGAUAUUUAAAUGUGUAAAUGAGUCAUGAACUGUGAUGAAUUGAGCUUUUUCUGUAUUAUAGAAAACAUAUUUUGUACUACUGAUGUGACCGUAGCUGAAUAAUAAUGUUUUGCAUUAAAUUUGUGAAUUAG